CACUCAUCACUUCAUAUUUAAAAUAAAAGGGGAGCAAAAGAGUGUCUCAGGCCAGAGUUAAAAGUGAAGAAGGUGUUAUCUGAGAUUGCUGGGGUCAUCCUAGCCUGCUUCCAUCUCUGCCACUGUUCCCAUUCCAUAUAUAGCUCCUGAGGACUGCAAUUUCCAGCUCUCUCCUCCCACCCCCUCCAUUUCUGCUUCUGAAGCCUGUGCCCAGGUCUUGGCCAUUGCUGUGGUCUUUGGGCACCCACUACAGUACAACAGGAUGGCUGAGAAGCAGGAACAACCUCCAGCAGCCCAGGAUGGUGAAAAGGCUGAAAACGCAGAGGAAUCCGCAGAGGCAGAAAAGCCAAAGGAACUGGAGGAAUUGCCACCCUUUGAAAUUGUCACAGGAGAACGGCUUCCAGCCUCCUUUUUCAAUUUCCAGUUCAAGAACGUCGAAUACAGUUCAGGAAGAAACAAGACCUUCCUGUGCUACAUCAUAGAGAUUCAGGGCAAGGAGUCCAAAACCUUACGGGGCUACCUGGAAGAUGAACAUGCAGCAGCCCACGCAGAAGAUGCCUUCUUCAAUACCAUCUUGCCCACGUGUGAGUCUGGUCUGCGCUACAAUGUCACCUGGUACAUCACUUGUAGCCCCUGCGUAGGCUGUGCUGAUCUGAUAACUAAAGCACUUCAGAAGAACAAGAACCUACAUCUCUCUGUUGCAGCAGGUCGUCUAUUCAUGUGGGAGGAACCUGACAUACAAGGUGCCUUGAAGAAAAUGAAAACAGCUGGUUGUAAAUUGAGGAUCAUGAAGCCUCAAGAUUUUGAGUAUGUCUGGCAAAACUUUGUUGAGCAGGAAGAAGGUGAAGCAAAAGCAUUUACACCCUGGGAAGACAUUCAGGAGAACUUCCAAUUUUAUGAAGAAAAGCUUGCUGAACUUUUGCACUGAGGAAAAAUCGGCCAACCCAAUGGAGCAAGAAGCAUGAUAUACUCUGACAUUUGGGACUCUCAACUCAGUUUUCCAGAGCUGCUUUGAAACAGGAAACACUACAAGUCUCCAGCUGACAUGCUGC
Molecule: messenger RNA, 1052 nt
Organism: Candoia aspera
Lineage: Eukaryota; Metazoa; Chordata; Lepidosauria; Squamata; Candoiidae
Gene: APOBEC2
Product: apolipoprotein B mRNA editing enzyme catalytic subunit 2
Exons: 3
Coding region: 263-928 (221 amino acids)
Biological process (GO): cytidine to uridine editing
Cellular component (GO): cytoplasm; nucleus
Molecular function (GO): cytidine deaminase activity; RNA binding
Source: RefSeq, a predicted model, not a curated record